This is a messenger RNA of Lasiodiplodia theobromae, 1461 nucleotides long. RefSeq lists its product as uncharacterized. Lineage: Eukaryota; Fungi; Ascomycota; Dothideomycetes; Botryosphaeriales; Botryosphaeriaceae. The transcript has a single exon. Bases 1 to 1461 code for a protein of 486 amino acids. The record is from RefSeq and is a predicted model, not a curated record.
AUGCCUACCCACCCCCGUAUCCAACCUCUCGUUCCCGCGACGAGGGGUCUCACGGUCCUUCCCUCCCAUCCCAAGGCCUCGGCUCUGCCUGCAGCCCAGUCCAAGCAUAACAAUCUGGAAUCUGCCUUACUUAAGCUUCCCGACGAGCUUUUGCUGAUGAUCCUAAAGCUCAACCAUGCGAUAACUGGUACUUUCGUGGAUACAAAGUCCAUGAGGCAAGUCUGCACAAGGCUUGAUCCUAUUGGCGCAGAGGUGCUUUGCAGGCACAAGCCCCAUGAUGGGCGCUUCAAGAUAUAUGUCGGUCGGUCCGAUCUUCACGGUUUGAAAGGCCUGAAAUGCAUCGCAGCAAUCGCGCGCGGCACUCGCAUGGGCAUGUUGAUUCCAGGAGUGACAUUUGUCUACAAAAGUGCACCACGGGAUGCCAUUUACGCGAAUUACAGUACGAGACCUUCCACCGCCGAAACACUGCCCCAUAUGACAUCUCUGCUCAAGGAGCGAAUAGAGCAUUACUACCUUCACCUGCUGUUAAUAUACGUCUUCAACUUUAUCAAAAGCAUCCAGAGCAUCACAUACUCGCAAGACGCGGACUUGACCAUGGCCAACGCCGAGGCGAGCCUUCAGGAGGACUGGGAUAAAUGGGAUAUGCAUUCUAUCGCGACUCCAGCAUUCGCCUUCUGGCCGAUACGCGUUCUGCUCGGCGCAAUCAAGGACGCGAAUGUCGAGCUUAAGCAGAUCACUCUAUUGGAGGUCCAAAUGCUCUAUCCAACACGCUUCCACACCUCCACGCAGCGCGAGCUGGAGUUCCCGCAGCCGUGGAUCCAUCAAUUACGAAAUCUGACAAGCUUAUCGCUCAGGCUUGCCACCGUUGUCGAGGCGCUUAUCACAUCGCUGGACAACGAUCCGGCGUAUCCCGGUCCCACGCACCUCAUCGCCAUGCUCAAAGGCUUGCCGGCUCUGAAGACCCUGAAAUUGAGCAGCACCGAGAGCGAACCCUCCGCGUGGCAGCUCGGCCCCAUCCUCCGCGAGACUUUCCCCUUUCGCCUCGAAAGUCUCCGCCUUAGGCGCUGUGUCGUCUUCAAUAUGGAUGACCUGGCCGGCUUCAUCGCCAGGCACCGGGCCGAGGGGCCGUUUUCCUUGACCCUUAGGAACAUCGUGGUCCAUUUUGUCGGGCCGACAGACGACGGGGUGGAAAGGUUAGAUGUUUGGAAGGGGUUUCUGCGCUUUCUGGCCAAGCAUGCGACGGCUGACACCAGGCUGAGCCUCCGCGGCUUGUUCAGUUACUGGCACCCACUGCCUCCGUUCACCGAUGUGAAUAUUGCUGUGGAUAAAGUCACCUCCCGGUACCUGAACCAGCUUUCUGCUCUGCCCAAUGAUCGGACAGUACGGGAGCUGCUCCAUGCAGCGAUCAAGGACCUGAAGGUGUCUACCUGGAACCAUCUCCUCACCACCGAAGACCUUUAG